Messenger RNA from Biomphalaria glabrata, 5983 nucleotides. Its product is annotated as tetratricopeptide repeat protein 28-like. The record is from RefSeq and is a predicted model, not a curated record. Bases 45 to 4742 code for a protein of 1565 amino acids. The transcript has 30 exons. Gene Ontology annotation, molecular function: protein binding. NCBI's taxonomy places the organism in Eukaryota, Metazoa, Mollusca, Gastropoda, Planorbidae.
CGUCAACAACUAGUUAAUUUCCUUAUGUAACAAAUUCAAAGAAAAUGGAAAAAUAUGCAAUUCUUAAUACUUCAUUGCUGCGUACCCUCAGUCUUCCCAGUCUAGCAGAGGGGAAUGAAACAAUUAGUGAAGUUGAAGAAAUCAAUGAGGUGAAAUCCUUACGUGAACAGGGCAUUCAUGCUGCCAAGACGUCUGAUUUUGAUGAAGCUGUUCAGUUUUAUACUGAAGCCUUGGAAAUUGACUCUGAAAAUCUAAGUGUACUUCAAGCCAGAGCUCUAGCUUAUUUAGAGCAAGGGAAAAAUGCAGAAGCCUUAGCAGAUGCAGAAUCGAUUUUAGCUCUUGAUUCAGAAAAUGCAAAGGGCUGCCUUCUGCAGGGUAUUGCUUACAAAAGAUUAAAUAUGUUAAAAGCUUCACUGGAUGCAUUGCUGUGUGCCCUUGACCUUGACCCCAACAAUGCAGACAAAAUAAGUGACCACCUUGCUUCCACGGUUGUUAGGAUGUGCCAGACGACAGUCAGAUUGGAUGAAAACUUUCUCGCAAUGAAUGCCUAUGAGAAAUUAUGUGAGUUGGGAGUGAUUCUUUAUCAAAACAAAAAGUAUGAAGCUGCCAUCAGUGUGCUAGAUGCUGCCAGAAAAAUUCAGACCAAUCAAAAAGGGAUAACUCUGCGUGUCCUCUUGACAUUGGCCAAUGCCCAUUCCCAGUUAAUGCAUGUCGACACAGCCAUCAGCUUGUUUCAAGAAACUUGGGGACUGGCUCUAGCAAACCAUGACCAUGCAUACCAAACCAAAUGUCUUGUCAACAUUGCAACUUUGCACCUGAGCAAUGGGGACACACACAUGGCUAUCAUCUUUUAUGAGAAACUUUUACACCUGGAGGCAGAACUUGCAGAAGAAUCUGGCCACCAAGGGAGUUGGCCAGAUUACUGGACCAAAGAGCUUCAGUGUGGCCUUCACCUUAACCUAAGCAUAGCUUACAAAGCAGUAGGCAACCUUGCGUCUGCUGUUGUGCAUGCAAAAAAGUACAUGAGGCUAGCUGAGACCUUGAAUCUGGAAACCAAAAUGGUGGCAGACUCCCAUCACAAUGUUGGAGUCCUGAAUGAAAUCAUAGGAAAUUAUCAAGAGGCCAUUCAGUCUUACAAUGUAUUUCUACAAAAGUCUCAGGCCACUUGUAAUCAGAAGUCUAUUGGACAAGCUUAUGGGUGUCUGGCCAGUGUCCAUGCAGCACUGAAGAAAUAUUCUCUAGCACUGGGCUUUCACAAGCAACAUCUUGCUAUAGCUACAGAGCUUAAAGACAGGAAGAUGAUGGCUGUGGCUCAUGAAAUGUUUGCUGAUACUUUGUGUUUGAUGGAAGAUUUCAACCAAGCCUUGGAGCAUUACACUCAGGUGUUGAGUCUGUGUCGUAAUGUUGAUAACUCUAGUGUUGCCAGGGCUCAGUGUAAGAUGGCCGCAGCUUACAAAAACAUGGGACAAACCCAGUACAGUCUGUAUUACUGCAAGGAAGCUUUAUCCCUUGCUGAACGAUUUGGCUUCACUGACCUAGAAAUCCUUGCUGAGUAUUACAAAGCCUGCAUACUGAAAGAUAGUUCUCAAUUUCUGGAGACUGAUGAAGCACAAAAGAUUUUUAUGAAGCUUAUACCUUAUCUAGAAGAGAAAAUCUCGAAGCAUAUAGAAGAAGAUUCCUUUUGUCCAGAAGUGUAUGAGGAACAGCUAAGCCAAUGCUAUGAUGGAAUGCAGACUAUCUUGUCAGUGAUGUCAAACAAGAUGGCGUGCUUGCAGUAUGCUGAGGCACAGCGCAAACGAACAGUGAUCUCUCUUCCAAACUUCCAGGCCACGUGUAGGGCAGGCAAUCACAGCCUUGACCUCAUGCUUGAGGUUUGGGGUACUGAUCAUAUGAAUCGAAUAGUUUCAUCCCAGAAUGCAACAGUUUUGUAUUAUUCAUUAUUAGACAACAUCCUGUUACUUUGGGUACUCUCUCCUGGACAAGGUGUGACCCGAUUUUAUUCUACCAAAGGUUCAAGCCAAAAUUUAACUAAGAAAAUCACUGAUUUGCUCCAGGAUAUCAAGUCAGGCUGGAACACGGCAGAACUUCUAACAACUAGUGAGUCCAGAGCUCUUCCUUCUAAACUCCCAGACAAAUAUUUUGUUCAAGUCAAGAAACUCUGUGAUGAUGAUGAAAAUCUCAGCAGUAAAAAACGUGGCAGGCCCGCACUUAUGCUGCUUUAUGAGUUGCUAAUCAACCCUGUGUCAGAUAUUCUUGACAAACUGGAAGUAGGCAGCCAUCUUGUCAUAAUACCAGACAAGCAAUUAAAGUGGUGUCCCUUUGGUGCCUUGACAGAUCAUGAGAACAAGUCUUUGUCUGACAGGUUUCACGUCAGUUAUGUCCCUUGCCUAAUGCUGUUAGACAGAGUUGUCCAGAAUGAGUUGAGCUCGCUAAGUCUUCAGGAUGAGCUAGAGACGCAGCGUAGAUUGGCACGUCUCGGUGGAGUUGUGAAAUACUGCAUGGAGAGCUCUGGAGAAACUCUGAGUCAAUACGACACUUCUACCGAGGAAAGUGAAGCUGAGACGAAAAUAAAUCUAAGAGAAGUAUCAAACCCAAGACUUCUAGCCCACAGGCCACAGAGCUCAGCUGGUCUCAAGCUGACCUCCAAAUCCGACAGCAAUCAAAUUUCUCUUCCUGGCCACACCUCCAAGAAAAGCGGAACAAAUCAAAAUAAUUUUGAUCCAAGUUUUGUUACGCUUCCAGGACAAAAGUUGCUAGCAGUACACACUUACACAACUCUGUGUUCUGAUACCUGGACUCACACAGACAUCAUAUCCUCAACACAUGAUGUCACAUCCUAUAAGCAGAUCAGUGACCAGAGAAAUGCAUUGGUUUUUGGCUGUCCAAAUGUUCAUCCCUCAAUUAGACUUCACAACAAAGAAUGGAAACCAAAGUCACAUUUGGAAAAAGCAGACGCAGAGUUGUCAUUGGUGGCUGGAUGCCUGGGCACUGACAAGGUUGUGGGGGAUAACUCUACCAGACAUGAACUUUUGUCAAGAUUGGAAACAGCAGAACUGGUUCAUAUAGCUACUUGGGCUUGUCUUCAGGAAGGAUGGCUGCUGGUUACUCCCGAUGUUAUCAAAGAGGACAGCGAUGACUCAUCACAUCUUGUGACAGUCACAGAUAUUCUAAGCUUAAAGCUUAGAGCUAAGCUUGUGGUUUUAUCAACGAGUGGCCUUUCUGCUGCCAGAACUGACCAGGAGUGUCCAAUGAAAUUGGCUAAUGCUUUUCUCUCUGCUGGAGCUACUAGUGUGCUGGUUUGUAUGUGGCCAAUAGCAGACGACAUGCUUCACACAUUUUUCUUCCAUUUUUAUUUUACUUUACAAAAAUCUGCCUUUAUAUCUGAGGCUCUUAGUAAUGGGGUCAAGGCCAUCAGGGAACAUAAAAGGAGGGGCCAUGUGUGUCACUGGGCUGGGUUUAAAUUGAUUGGCAAAGACACAAAGAUUAGUUUGAGUGAGAUCAGACAUGCGGAGCUUGAUCAGUUGAUUGACAGCUGUGAGAGACAGGUGGAGGAGGAGUCUGUUCAACCUGUCUUGAACCUACCUGAAGAUGUCCCAACUGUCCCAACAAAAGAAGAAAACAUUGAGCUGUUACAGAGACAAGUCAAAAGUUUGUUACAAGAUUGCUACAAGAGACCUCAAGUCAUCCCCUGUCUUAUUGAUUUGAUGGAUGCUGCACUGAAGAGGCUUCACACACCAGAGAACAACUCUCAGUUAUGUGUACUGAACAAUGAAUUGGCUUCUGACACCAAGGCCCUGGAGUUACUCAAAUGGUUAGGUUUUCACUUUCAGCCCAAGGGCACGCAACUCACUGAGCCUUAUGUUGUCUUCCCCCACUGGAACACAGACAAGCUUUUAAUACCAACCUAUGAUGUCUUGAGAGCAGCAAAAGAGUUAUCUUCAAGUAGCAGCUGUGUUACUGCCCUUUGUGAAACUCUUCCUCUCUCACAAGACAACAUUUCAAACUUGAUAGAUCUGCUGUGUAUAACCAAACAUGCUCCAGAAAUACAACUGAAAGUGACAGACCUGACUGUCCAGCCACUAUGGCACAACCCCAGAACUAAAUCUCUGCUGACCUCUACUGGCUACCACCAGGUGGGGCUUCUCUUGACGUUUAACAUGACGCCUGAUCACAAGGAACUGUUAGUGGCUAUGUUACAAAUCUUGUUAGCAUUCAGUUGUUAUAAAAGUCCAGUCCUACUAUUCAAGUUGGAUGUCAAAUUGUUGGGGCGAAACAGUGAAAUUAAAGACUCCAGCAAUGACUGUCCCAAACUGCCUACUCUCAUGCCACUGUUACUUCCCAGAAAUAAGUUGAAAAUGUCAACCCCAUGGCUGUCAGUUGUUGAACAGAAAGAUGAAAUGCCAGAGAAAAUGAAAUUGGCGAAAAGUUUGACCAAUCUGAAUGAAGAAUAUCAAGGCCAUAUGGAAAAAGCCAAAACCUGGCAUCAAAUUUCUUUAGCAGCACAGUCUAAAGCAGCUAAGGAGCGCCCUGUCACGACAUCAAAACAUAAAGUCAAGGUCAAGGCUGGAGACUCCCCAUCCCAACAACGUGUGCCAGUAGACUUUGAGAAGGAGCUGACCCCAAGAACCAUAAACCAGAGCCGAGAGUAUUCUCAUUUCAUUCUGCAGGAGAGACUUGCUCAAGUGAAUCAGAGAAAGAAAGAUGGUCUGAUUAAACUCUAUCUUCCAUACAUACACUCCUAAGGGAGAUCAUUCCCAGUUUUAGCGUUCAAUUAGAGGCGGAUCAAAUUAUUGAAAUUUAAUAAAUGUUUGCAAUACAUGCAGAAUGUUACAUUUAAAUUAAAGCUGAGAAACUGUUAAUACCAAAAGUAAAAACAGUGAAAUGAGUAGAAUUUUGUUUUUAAAUACAGGCAUUUUUUAUCAUGUAUGUCAUUGAGUAGUACCACUAAUUCAGAUGUUAGCUACAUUCCCACAUCAAAAGACAAUUUGUAUGUUAUGAUUAAUGGCUUAUCCUGAGGUCAUCUUGCCUUGAUAAGAUGUAUUCCAAUGACAAGUUAAUCAUUCUAAUAACAAGAUCUGUUUUUUCGGGGGGUUUUUUUAAUUAAAAUAUGUGUUUAUGAUAGUUACUGUUUAUAAAUAUACUGGUGAUCUCCCAAUUGCAAAAAUAACUCCAGCUCAACAUAAUUUAGUGGUGUGGUGGCUGAGUGUUAAAAGCACUGUGCUUUCAAACCAAGGGGUCUUGAAUCUCAGUCUAGACUGGGGUUUUGAUUUCAGGAUCUUUCAGGAUGCCCACCUAACUCUAAUAGGUACUUACAUUAGUUGGGGAAAGUAAAGGCAGUUUGUCAUUUUGCUGGCCACGACACCCUUGUUAACUGUCUUGAAUAGAAACAGAUGACCUCUACAUCAUCUGCACCAUAGAUCGCAAGGUCUGAAAGGUGGACCUUUUUUUUUUCUACUUCACAACAAAUUGAGAAACUUUGUAUCUUCAUUUUGUACAUUUUAUUCAAUGUUUUUUACAUAUUCUGUUUGAUACUAACUUAAAAAUUAAUGAUCAAGCAUGUUGAAAAAGUUUACUUUCGUGUUGAAGCUAAAUCUGUGAUAUAGUUCAUUUCUUAGUCAUAUAGAUCUACUUCUAUGCUAAGUAUUCAAAGUUUCAAUUGUUGAAUAUUCCAACCAUAUUAUGUAAUGGUGUAAAUAAGUUUGGCUCUGUAAUGUUUCUUUAUUUUAUUUAUCUCAAUGUAAAAGUGAUUUAUGUAACAGUCCAGCAGUCUAGAAUGUUAGGUUCGUUUGUGGCCCAGCAGUACAAAAAAUACAUUUGAAGCUAGAAAUUAAAAGGAAAAAGUUUGAGUAAAGAUUUGAAUGUUGUUUAAGUUUCAGUUGGAAAUAUCUUAAUUUAUAACUAAACUUUUCUUUUUUUAUGUAGGUAAUUAAAUUUAUGUAGGUAAUUAAAUUUAUGUAGGUAAUUAAAUUUAUGUAGGUAAUUA